Castor canadensis (American beaver) is the source of this 1679-nucleotide messenger RNA. RefSeq names its product visual system homeobox 2 (gene Vsx2). Gene Ontology annotation, molecular function: sequence-specific double-stranded DNA binding; DNA-binding transcription factor activity, RNA polymerase II-specific. Gene Ontology annotation, cellular component: nucleus. Gene Ontology annotation, biological process: regulation of transcription by RNA polymerase II. The record is from RefSeq and is a predicted model, not a curated record. NCBI's taxonomy places the organism in Eukaryota, Metazoa, Chordata, Mammalia, Rodentia, Castoridae.
UAGACACCGGAGGGGGCACCUGGGACCAACUUCGCGAAGCGGGGAGCCCGGCGGGGGUUGGGGGGAGCAAAAGAUCUGCGGCCUCAGCCCCUCCAAAGAACCGGGAGAUGACGGGUAAAGCCGGGGAAGCGCUGAGCAAGCCCAAAUCCGAGACAGUGGCCAAGAGUACCUCGGGGGGCGCCCCGGCCAGGUGCACAGGGUUCGGCAUCCAGGAGAUCCUGGGCUUGAACAAGGAGCCUCCUAGCUCCCACCCGCGGGCCGCCCUCGACGGCCUGGCCCCUGGGCACCUGCUGGCGGCGCGCUCAGUGCUCAGCCCCGCAGGAGUGGGCGGCAUGGGGCUGCUCGGACCCGGGGGGCUGCCGGGCUUCUACGCGCAGCCCACCUUCCUGGAAGUGCUGUCUGACCCGCAGAGCGUCCACUUGCAGCCACUGGGCAGAGCGUCGGGGCCGCUGGACACCAGUCAGACGGCCAGCUCGGAUUCUGAAGAUGUGUCCUCCAGUGACCGAAAAAUGUCCAAAUCCGCUUUAAACCAGACCAAGAAACGGAAGAAGCGGCGACACAGGACAAUCUUUACUUCCUACCAGCUAGAGGAGCUGGAGAAGGCAUUCAAUGAGGCCCACUACCCAGACGUCUAUGCCCGUGAGAUGCUGGCCAUGAAAACAGAGCUGCCGGAAGACAGGAUACAGGUCUGGUUCCAGAACCGCAGAGCCAAGUGGAGGAAGAGAGAGAAGUGCUGGGGCCGGAGCAGUGUGAUGGCGGAGUAUGGGCUCUAUGGGGCCAUGGUGCGGCACUCCAUCCCCCUGCCAGAGUCCAUCCUUAAGUCAGCCAAGGAUGGCAUCAUGGACUCCUGUGCCCCAUGGCUACUGGGGAUGCACAAAAAGUCGCUGGAGGCAGCCGCUGAGUCGGGGAGGAAGCCCGAGGUGGAACGCCAGGCCCUACCCAAGCUCGACAAGAUGGAGCAGGAGGAGCGGGGCCCGGAUGCCCAGGCAGCCAUCUCCCAGGAGGAACUGAGGGAGAACAGCAUCGCGGCCCUCCGAGCCAAAGCUCAGAUGCAUAGCACCAAGGUGCUGGGGACUGUGUCUGGACCAGACAGCCUGGCCCGGAACGCCGAGAAGCCAGAAGAGGAGGAAGCCAUGGAUGAAGACAGGCCAGCUGAGAAGCUCAGUCCACCACAGCUUGAGGACAUGGCUUAGGUCAAGGGGUGGUGGCCCUGGAGCCCCAAGACUCUAGUCCUCUUGGGGCCUGUGGUGCUGGGAUGUUCUCUCUGAGGCAGGGCCAGGCCUGAUUUCUGCCACCCUCCCCUGCUCCACAGGCCCUCCGUUACCCCCGUCACCUCCAGGCACAGGUCAGUUCUGGUCUUGGCUUUGGACCAUGCUGAGAUAACCUGGACCUAGUUUUGACUCUCCAGCAUCCUCCUCCUCAUACCAACAUCCCUGCCUCAGAAGCCUUCUUGCUGCCCCAACCAUCUCCUCGAGCCCGGGUCACUCAAUCCCUUAGCCACUCUUGCUGUCCACAGCCGCCUCUUAUUCUCUGUGCUCUGACUGUAGAGAGCCCUCCUUCCCGGCUCAGUGCCCCUCCUGAAUUCCGCUAGGCCCAUGGCUACGGUCUGUUGCUACAAACAUAUGGCCUGCCACAGCUGUGACAUGAGGACCUGCACUUCAGAUCCAAUGUCCUGAGCA